Messenger RNA from Pseudovirgaria hyperparasitica, 1181 nucleotides. RefSeq names its product Yip1-domain-containing protein. NCBI's taxonomy places the organism in Eukaryota, Fungi, Ascomycota, Dothideomycetes, Acrospermales, Acrospermaceae. Gene Ontology annotation, biological process: endoplasmic reticulum to Golgi vesicle-mediated transport. Bases 100 to 999 code for a protein of 299 amino acids. The transcript has 4 exons. The record is from RefSeq and is a predicted model, not a curated record. Gene Ontology annotation, cellular component: trans-Golgi network; membrane.
AUACCUAUUACCUAGUUGUUGAUACGAGUUCAUAACUCCCAGUCACAGGUCUACCACCUCGCAUCAUCGCAUAUCCGACAUAACACCUAACCUUGCGCCAUGGCGGCAAUGAUGCCCAGCUCCUCCACUUCUGGGGGCAUCGCCUACCCACCCUAUGACAACGAUGCUGUCGAGCGAGACCUGAUCGAUCCUGAUGAUGCUACAUUAGACGACCUUGAUGACCCAAUUGAGAGCACAUCGGAUCGGGCGCCUUUGACAGGAAACAUGCAGUCUCAGCAAGGUCGACGAGAUACGUCAAACUAUUUAACUUCUACCAUCCCAGGAGAGGAUCGUCGCGCGCCAACGAAUACUAUUGACGAGACAGUAUGGGAGACGCUAUCAAGAGAUCUGCUGGCCGUGUGGGAGAAGAUGAGACAGGUUCUAUGGCCAAAGUACCUGCUCGGAGGCAUGCUGCAAUCCGGUGGUGGUAUAGGCGCUGCUGAGCGCGGAGAAUCAGAUGGCCCUUCCGGGAUCAGGGGCAUUGCGGGCAGAUGGCCGGAUGCCGAAAUUGUACUUCAAGGGGGUAUGAGUGAAGGGCUGCGCGAUUGGGAUCUGUGGGGUCCUCUGCUGUUUUGCAUCCUGCUCAGCUUCUUCCUCUCCAGAGGCGCCUCAGACAAGCAGAAGUCCUUGGUGUUCUCGGGGGUCUUUGCAAUGGUGUGGAUCGGUGAGGCUGUAGUCACUCUCCAGAUCAAGCUUCUAGGGGGCAACAUCUCGUUCUUCCAAUCCGUAUGCAUUAUCGGAUACACGUUGUUUCCGCUAGUUAUCGCCUCCAUGCUCAGCGCACUGAAUCUCUGGUACAUUAUCCGCAUACCAGUCUACAUUGUUCUUGCUGCAUGGUCGAUGGCUGCCGGGAUCAGCAUUCUUGGGGGCUCCGGUGUCAUCAGGAAUCGCGUUGUUUUGGCAGUAUACCCACUAUUUGUUUUCUAUCUAGGUUUGGGUUGCUUAUGCUUCAUCAGCUGAGCUUUCACGGAGCGUUUCAAACUCUCCCACGCUUUGUAACUCUAUUGCCCUCUGUAUAAAUGCAUCCGUAUGUAUUGGAGCUUCGAAAUCAAAGCCUCUCAUGGUCGACCGACCGACUGCGUACACCACAAUUUUGAAAUCUGUAUAUUAGUGUUGUAAAAGCCAACAAAGACGAAUGAAAC